UGAAAAGGAAAGCUGUGGGGAUCCUGGAACACCAUUGUAUGGUAUCAGAGAAGGGGAUGGAUUUUCCAACCGGGACAUUUUAAGGUUUGAGUGUCAGUUUGGAUUUGAACUAAUUGGAGAGAAAUCCAUUGUGUGUCAGGAGAACAACCAGUGGUCUGCAAACAUUCCAAUUUGUAUUUUUCCUUGCCUUUCUAAUUUCACUGCACCGAUGGGAACAGUUCUUUCACCUGAUUACCCAGAGGGAUAUGGAAAUAAUUUAAACUGCAUCUGGACAAUAAUCUCAGACCCAGGGAGCAGAAUUCAUCUCUCUUUUAAUGACUUUGACUUGGAAUCUCAAUUUGACUUCCUUGCAGUUAAAGAUGGUGACUCUCCAGAUUCUCCAAUACUUGGUACUUUCACUGGUGCUGAGGUUCCUUCGCAUCUUACCAGCAACAGUCAUAUCUUGCGUUUGGAAUUUCAAGCUGACCAUUCAAUGUCAGGACGUGGCUUUAACAUCACUUAUAACACUUUUGGACAUAAUGAGUGUCCUGAUCCUGGAGUACCAAUCAAUGCACGGCGUUUUGGUGACAACUUUCAAUUAGGGAGUUCAAUCUCAGUCAUUUGUGAAGAAGGAUUUAUUAAAACACAAGGAACCGAAACCAUUAGCUGUAUACUAAUGGAUGGGAAAGUAAUGUGGAGUGGACCUAUCCCUAGGUGUGGAGCUCCAUGUGGUGGGCAUUUUUCAUCUCCCAGUGGAGUAAUCCUCUCUCCAGGCUGGCCUGGGUACUAUAAAGACUCCUUGAAUUGUGAGUGGGUGAUUGAAGCUGAACCAGGACACUCUAUCAAAAUUACAUUUGAAAGAUUUCAGACUGAACUGAAUUAUGAUGUUUUGGAAGUUCACGAUGGACCAAAUCUCCUGUCUCCACUUCUGGGUUCCUACAAUGGUACACAGGUCCCACAGUUUCUGUUCAGUAGCAGCAAUUUCAUUUACCUUCUUUUUACAACAGACAACAGUCGUUCUAAUAAUGGAUUCAAGAUUCACUAUGAAAGUGUAACAGUGAAUACCUAUUCUUGUUUGGAUCCUGGCAUACCAGUUCAUGGACGUCGUUACGGUCAUGACUUCUCUAUUGGUUCCACUGUAUCAUUUAGUUGUGAUCCAGGAUACAGGCUGAGCCAUGAAGAGCCUCUGCUAUGUGAAAAAAACCAUUGGUGGAGCCACCCGCUUCCAAAUUGUGAUG
Chelonoidis abingdonii (Abingdon island giant tortoise) is the source of this 1217-nucleotide messenger RNA. Lineage: Eukaryota; Metazoa; Chordata; Testudines; Testudinidae. The record is from RefSeq and is a predicted model, not a curated record.